This is a messenger RNA of Nannizzia gypsea CBS 118893, 489 nucleotides long. Its product is annotated as ribose-5-phosphate isomerase B. Gene Ontology annotation, cellular component: intracellular anatomical structure. The record is from RefSeq and is a predicted model, not a curated record. Gene Ontology annotation, biological process: carbohydrate metabolic process. NCBI's taxonomy places the organism in Eukaryota, Fungi, Ascomycota, Eurotiomycetes, Onygenales, Arthrodermataceae. Gene Ontology annotation, molecular function: isomerase activity. The transcript has a single exon. The coding region runs from base 1 to 489 and encodes 162 amino acids.
AUGGCUGCCUCACUCCCACCUCUCCGCAUUGCCAUGUGCUGUGACGAUGCCGGCCACUCCUACAAGGAAGCCAUCAAGGCCCAUCUCGAGAAGAACCCUCUCGUUGCUUCGAUAACAGACGUCGGUGUCCCAUCUCCCACCGACAAGCGAGCAUACCCUCACGUCGCCGUCGAGGCCGCCCACUUGAUCAAGGACGGAAAAGUUGACCGCGCCCUCAUGAUUUGCGGCACUGGUCUCGGAGUUGCCAUUGCUGCCAACAAGGUGGCCGGCAUCAGGGCUGUCACUGCUCAUGACCCCUUCAGCGUCGAGAGAUCCGUCCUCAGCAACAACGCACAGGUCCUCUGCUUCGGCCAGAGAGUCAUCGGUAUCGAGCUGGCUAAGAAGCUGGUAGGCGACUGGCUGACCUAUAGAUUCGACGAGAGCAGUGCCAGCGCAGAGAAGGUCAAGGCCAUUGGAGAGUACGAGGCCAAGUUUGGUGAAUCAAAAUAA